Messenger RNA from Nothobranchius furzeri (turquoise killifish), 2518 nucleotides. It is a transcript of the gene erlin2, whose product is annotated as ER lipid raft associated 2. Gene Ontology annotation, cellular component: endoplasmic reticulum; endoplasmic reticulum membrane. Gene Ontology annotation, biological process: SREBP signaling pathway. Lineage: Eukaryota; Metazoa; Chordata; Actinopteri; Cyprinodontiformes; Nothobranchiidae. The record is from RefSeq and is a predicted model, not a curated record. Gene Ontology annotation, molecular function: cholesterol binding; ubiquitin protein ligase binding.
CCGCUGAAGGCGCACACAGCGGUCAUGCACGCGCUAGGGGAACACCGUUAACGCCCAGUCGGUUUUGUCUGCAGGUGAACUCACCUCAGCGCAUCCAGGGACGACGGUCGCUGAGCGGCACACCUACAGCCUAAAGCCUUCUCCGGUUGAUAACGACGUGUGUGCUGGGGGCUGACUCCACCGCCGCUCCUUUUGUCAGGCUGCUCCGGGGACUCAGCUGGUACCAGAGGGCGCUACGGCGACGCCGUUGACGCUGAGCAGUUGAGAAUGUAAACAGAAUAAGAAGCUGUUCUGUGUGAUUUGCCAAAGUCACACAAAAAUUAAAGGCUGCCUUCCACCGACUGCUUGCCAGGAUGGCUCAGUGGGGUGCCGUUGUCUCUAUCAUAGCUGCUCUCGGAGGAGCAGCUCUGUUGGUCUCGGUGCACAAGAUAGAUGAAGGACACACAGGAGUGUACUACAGAGGUGGAGCUCUCUUGACUACAACCAGUGGCCCAGGUUUCCAUCUCAUGCUUCCAUUCAUCACCACCUACAAGUCUGUUCAGACCACUCUGCAGACAGACGAGGUGAAGAAUGUGCCCUGUGGUACGAGUGGAGGAGUGAUCAUUUACUUUGAUCGUAUAGAAGUGGUGAACUACCUCAUUCCCUCAGCAGUCUACGACAUAGUCAGGAACUUCACAGCUGACUAUGACAAAGCCUUGAUAUUCAACAAAGUUCACCAUGAACUUAACCAGUUUUGCAGCGUCCACUCGCUCCAGGAGGUGUACAUCGGCCUGUUCGACCAGAUAGAUGAAAACCUGAAGCUGACUCUACAAGAGGACCUCACCUCCAUGGCACCUGGGCUCAUUAUCCAGGCGGUGCGCGUCACCAAACCCAACAUCCCAGAGAGUAUUCGUAGGAACUACGAACUCAUGGAGAGUGAGAAAACAAAGCUGCUGAUCUCCCAGCAGACUCAGAAGGUUGUGGAGAAGGAAGCCGAGACGGAGAGGAUCAAAGCUGUGAUAGAGGCUGAAAAAGUGGCUCAGGUAGCAGAAAUCAAGUUUGGGCAGAAAGUCAUGGAGAAGGAAACCGAAAAGAAGAUCUCAGAGAUUGAAGACGACGCGUUCCUGGCCCGACAGAAAGCUAAGGCAGAUGCAGAGUUCUACACGUCUCAGAGAGCCGCCGAGGCCAACAAGCUGAAAUUAACUCCAGAGUACCUGCAGCUGAUGAAGUACAAGGCCAUUGCUGCUAACAGCAAGAUCUAUUUUGGGAAUGACAUUCCUCAAAUGUUUGUGGACUCUGGCUCUGCAGGGAGCUCCAUUAAGACUUCUGCAGCCCUAGAUAUUGUUGGUGAGCAGCUCCUAGACCUGGAUUAAUGAGGAAGAGCACCACCCGGGGGUUGAGGACUCUAGGGGGCUGACAGCUGUGGCUGGUUCCUGACUCUGCUGUCUGUGGCCGUUGUUUCCCAAACGAUUAUCUCUAGAAAUCACUCUGGGAGUUUGACCAGGAUGUAAACAUCUGCAGCCUUGAAACAGAGAGCUAGAGUUCAGGUUGUGAUGAUUUUACUGUCCUGCCAUAAUGACCAUCUAAAUGCUGAUUUAUUGGGUUAAAUGAUGGUUUUAGCUCCUUUGGGUGUUAAAUUAGAUCCCAUUAAAACAACAUUUGAUCCAAAACAACUUAAAAACACACGUUGGUCUAGACCAGUGGUCCAUUAGGUUCGCACUGGUGUUUGUUUUUAAAUAAAUGUAAAAAAUCUAUAGAGGGAAGUUGAGGGAAAUGUUUAAAAUGUAACGCUAGGGCUUGGUUAUAAUUAUUACUAUUUUUAUUUGUUUUAUCAUGGGGUUGAUGUAUAAAUUUAGGUGAAAUAAAUGACAGAUUUUGUUUUAAAGUGGAACAGAAACAAUUAAUCCUUUAUCAUCUUAUCAAAUCCCUUUUUUGUCAAAUGGAUUCUUCCUAAACUUCCUCCUGUUAGAUGUGUUUAUACCCCCCACCCCCAUCGUGUGUGUGUGUGUGUGUGUGUGUGUCACAUUGGUCACAUUGACUCCUGCUGUACAUGCUGGUGCUUCUGCUUUCUUUGGAUCUGAAACAAAUGCUUUUCUAACCAAAUGAGUGAUUUUCUGCUUGUUUCCUGUAAGUUCUGGGAUGUUCUCUGAGAACCCUCACAGGAUGUGAACAUUUAAACCCUGAAGAGCCUUUAGCAGUUGGACAGAAACCUAAGGAGAUAUAUUCAUUUUAAGAGAUAAAUCAGAAAUGUCCCGGUGACCGAUGAGGACCAAGGACAGAAGUAUUGAUGUCUGCUCGUGUUUGUUUUUGUGGCAUUUGAUCAAAACCAGGCGACCAAAUGAAGCAGCAUCAUGUUAACAAACUAAACGUAAUAUUCAUUCCUGUUCCUCAGAUCAACCGUUGAAACCGUUUACUCAUAUUUUUGCACUGAUUUGAAUAACGAAUGAACAGCCAGGGUUUUAGGUCUGAGAACUCUGUAGCAGUGACAAGUGAUUAUCUGUAAAAGUGUUUAAAACACAAUAGAACCGACAGACCUUUA